AUGACGAGGUAUUCCAACGGCUUCGUCCAGGUUCUCGAUUUCGUCAAAGUUCUCGGCCCAGCGCUACCACAAACCACCAUGCCGCAAUGCACAACGGUCCCAUGCUCCGCCUGCCCCGGUACACCGGUUCACAAGGCUGAAGGCAGCUCCGCCCUUGUCUGCAGACCGACGGCCUCUAGAGUGUCUCUUCCCUCUUCUGCUGGGGUAGACAUUGUCCGGGUUGCGAGGCGGCUCUUCGAAACGGUUGUUAACUCCAAUUCGUAUGCUGCGGCCCUCUUCGACUCAAGCGACUCCAAAACCACGCCGCCAAUGGAGUCGGCGGGGUUCGUUGAAAUGGGUCAAGCAGAAAAAGAAGCGCUCAUCCAUGCAGUGCCACUCGACCAUGGCGGAGGGCUCGAUGACGGUGAUGGGGAUCAUGCCUUCUUCGUCCCUGUGCAUACGCCCGCCAGCUCAGCUCGAGGCAUUGACAAAUAG
Chaetomium globosum CBS 148.51 is the source of this 474-nucleotide messenger RNA. RefSeq lists its product as uncharacterized. Lineage: Eukaryota; Fungi; Ascomycota; Sordariomycetes; Sordariales; Chaetomiaceae. Bases 1 to 474 code for a protein of 157 amino acids. The transcript is spliced from 3 exons. The record is from RefSeq and is a predicted model, not a curated record.